UUUCCAGGCUGUCUGACUGUGAAUGGCCCCAGCACCUUGAUGGGCGCCGUGGGGGAAUCCCUGAGCGUUCAGUAUUGGUAUGAAGAGAAAUACAAGACGUUUAACAAAUACUGGUGCAGACAACCAUGCUUGCCAAUUUAGCAUGAAAUGGUGGAGACCAGAGGGCCCGAGGGAGCGGUGAGGAGUGACCAAGUGGUCAUCACAGACCAUCCUGGGGACGUCACCUUUACCGUGACCUUGGAGAACCUCACGGCAGAUGAUGCAGGAGAAUACUGAUGUGGGAUUGCAACAAUACUGCAGGAAGAGAGUCUGUCUGGUUUCCUGCCCGAUCCCUUCUUCCAGGUUCAAGUGCUGGUCUCCUCGGGUGAAGCUAUAGCCUCCACAAAAGCAGGACCAAUCUGGGCACCCAGAGACGCAGACAGAGCUCAGCCCCAGCCUUGUGAGCUGAAUUGGAGGUCCAUUUGGGGAGUGGUUCUCAGUAUCCUGUGCAUCAUGGCGAGAAAGGACAAGUGCCCAAGGAUGGUGGACCCCACUGUCCACUUUCCUCCCUCCCCAUGGGCACUCAACGGAGACAUCACCAAGAGGGCAGCCUCCUGA
Symphalangus syndactylus (siamang) is the source of this 597-nucleotide messenger RNA. It is a transcript of the gene CD300H, whose product is annotated as CD300H molecule. Gene Ontology annotation, cellular component: plasma membrane. Gene Ontology annotation, molecular function: transmembrane signaling receptor activity. The record is from RefSeq and is a predicted model, not a curated record. NCBI's taxonomy places the organism in Eukaryota, Metazoa, Chordata, Mammalia, Primates, Hylobatidae.